This is a messenger RNA of Symbiodinium sp. CCMP2456, 634 nucleotides long. Lineage: Eukaryota; Dinophyceae; Suessiales; Symbiodiniaceae. The record is from the annotation of a GenBank genome assembly.
GCAGGGCAUCCCAAAGGGAGGCGUGAAGAAGAUCAUACUCACCGGUAGUGGAGGCACCUUCCGCGACAUGUCCGUUGAGGACAUGAAGAAGGAAGACCCUGAAGUGCUUCGACAGCGGUCCACGACGCACCCGAACUGGGAUAUGGGUGCAAAGAUCACCGUGGAUUCGUCCACAAUGAUGAACAAGGGCCUCGAGGUGAUCGAGGCGCACUGGCUGUAUGGUGUGGAAUACGACGACAUCGAAGUCGUGAUCCACCCGCAGUCCAUCGUCCACAGCGCGGUCGAGUGCCAGGACACCGCCAUUCUCAUGCAGACGGGCUGGCCGGACAUGCGGCUCCCCAUCCUCUACGCUCUCUCACACCCGUCUCGCGUCCCCGCCGACCUGCCCAACCCCAGGGACGGCCGGAACUUCGACGUCUGGUGGAACGGGGAGGGCAAGGACGGCAAGCUCACGUUUGGCAAACCCGAUCUCGAAAAGUAUCCAUGCAUCCGCCUUGCCUACAAAGCGGGCCGAAUCGGUGGAACCAUGCCGGCAAUUCUCUCCGCGGCCAACGAGCAAGCGGUUGAGCUUCUCCUGACGAAGGAAAUCGAUUUCCUGGAAAUUCCGCUGGUUCUGGAGAAGGUCAUGGACAAG